AGCGCCCCAACAAAGUCACUGCGCUGACAGUGUGCGGGGAGCAGCAGAAGAGAAACCUAAUCUCAGAACCCAACAACACCUAGCAACAGUUGAAAAAACUUUGAAACAAAAGUCGGGGUGGGAGAUAGGCGACUUCCAAUUCCUGCUGAUCCUGACUGAAGGAGAAGCUGCAGCUACUCUGUCCGUUUCCUGUAUGACUUCAGCUACUGGCUAGUCCCAGCAGAGUGGGAAAAGCGUUUUCCCUCAGUCUUCUUUUGGGCUGGCUAGUUUUUCAGUACUCAGUCUUGGGCUGUGGGACAAGCCACUGGGUUCUUCAAGGGAUAAACCAGCGGAGAAAGAACACACCUUUGGUUAAAGGAGCCGACAACAGGUGGGAAUGAGAUCACGAAAUCAAGGUGGAGAAAGUUCAUCUAAUGGGCAUGUUUCCUGCCCCAAGUCUGCCAUCAUCAGCAGUGAUGGUGGCAAGGGCCCCUCAGAAGAUGCAAAAAAGAACAAGGCAAAUCGGAAGGAGGAGGAUGUCAUGGCUUCCGGAACUGUCAAACGCCACCUCAAACCAUCUGGAGAAAGUGAGAGAAAGACUAAGAAGCCUCUGGAGUUAUCCAAGGAGGAUCUCAUCCAGCUCCUGAGUAUCAUGGAAGGGGAGCUGCAGGCUCGAGAAGAUGUCAUCCACAUGCUGAAGACAGAGAAAACCAAGCCUGAGGUUCUGGAGGCGCAUUAUGGAUCUGCAGAACCAGAGAAAGUGCUUCGGGUCCUGCACCGGGACGCUAUUCUUGCUCAGGAGAAGUCCAUAGGAGAAGAUGUCUAUGAGAAACCCAUCUCAGAGCUGGACAGACUGGAGGAGAAGCAGAAGGAGACAUACCGCCGCAUGCUGGAGCAGCUGCUGUUGGCCGAGAAGUGUCACAGGCGCACGGUGUACGAGCUGGAGACCGAGAAGCACAAACACACUGACUACAUGAACAAGAGCGACGACUUCACCAACCUGCUGGAGCAGGAACGAGAGAGGUUGAAAAAGCUCCUUGAGCAAGAAAAGGCGUACCAAGCCCGCAAAGAAAAGGAAAACGCUAAGCGGCUCAAUAAACUUCGAGACGAGCUUGUGAAACUAAAGUCCUUCGCGCUCACGCUGGUGGAUGAGAGGCAGAUGCACAUCGAGCAGCUGGGCCUGCAGAGUCAGAAAGUCCAGGACCUCACUCAGAAACUGAGGGAGGAGGAGGAAAAACUCAAAGCCAUCACUUACAAAUCCAAGGAAGACCGCCAGAAACUGCUCAAGUUAGAAGUGGACUUCGAACACAAGGCCUCGAGGUUUUCCCAGGAGCACGAAGAGAUGAACGCCAAAUUGGCUAAUCAAGAAUCCCACAACAGGCAACUUAGACUCAAACUGGUUGGCUUAUCGCAAAGGAUUGAGGAACUGGAAGAGACCAAUAAAAGUCUUCAGAGGGCAGAGGAAGAGCUUCAGGAGCUGAGAGAUAAAAUCGCCAAAGGGGAAUGUGGAAACUCCAGUCUCAUGGCGGAAGUGGAGGGUCUGCGCAAGCGCGUGCUUGAGAUGGAAGGCAAGGAUGAGGAGAUCACUAAGACCGAGGCCCAGUGCCGGGAGCUGAAGAAGAAGCUUCAAGAGGAAGAACACCACAGUAAGGAACUGAGACUCGAAGUGGAAAAGCUGCAAAAGAGGAUGUCUGAACUGGAGAAGCUGGAGGAAGCCUUCAGCCGGAGUAAGUCGGAAUGCACCCAGCUCCAUUUGAACCUGGAGAAGGAGAAGAACCUAACCAAAGACCUGCUGAAUGAGCUCGAGGUGGUCAAGAGUCGAGUUAAAGAACUCGAGUGCUCGGAGAGUAGACUGGAGAAGGCUGAGUUAAGUCUCAAAGACGACCUGACAAAGCUGAAGUCCUUCACUGUCAUGCUGGUGGACGAGAGGAAAAACAUGAUGGAGAAAAUAAAGCAGGAAGAGAGGAAAGUGGAUGGGUUGAAUAAAAACUUUAAGGUGGAGCAGGGGAAGGUUAUGGAUGUGACUGAAAAGCUAAUCGAGGAAAGCAAGAAGCUUCUAAAACUCAAGUCUGAAAUGGAGGAAAAGGUGUACAGUCUGACAAAGGAGAGGGAUGAACUGAUGGGGAAACUGAGGAGCGAAGAAGAAAGGUCCUGUGAACUGAGCUGCAGUGUUGACUUACUAAAGAAGCGGCUUGAUGGCAUCGAAGAGGUGGAGAGGGAAAUAAACCGAGGUAGGUCGUGCAAGGGGUCUGAGUUCACCUGCCCGGAGGACAAUAAGAUCAGGGAGCUAACGCUUGAAAUCGAGAGACUGAAGAAGCGGCUGCAGCAGUUGGAGGUGGUGGAGGGGGACUUGAUGAAGACGGAGGACGAAUAUGACCAGCUGGAGCAGAAGUUCAGAACCGAGCAGGAUAAGGCAAAUUUCCUCUCCCAGCAGCUGGAGGAAAUCAAGCACCAAAUGGCUAAGAACAAAGCCAUAGAGAAAGGGGAGGCCGUGAGUCAGGAAGCCGAGCUGCGACACAGGUUUCGCCUGGAGGAGGCGAAAAGUCGUGAUUUACAGGCGGAGGUACAGGCUCUCAAGGAAAAGAUCCACGAACUGAUGAACAAGGAAGAUCAGCUGUCUCAGCUCCAGGUCGACUAUUCGGUCCUUCAGCAGAGAUUUCUGGAAGAAGAAACUAAGAACAAGAACAUGGGGAGGGAGGUCCUCAACCUGACCAAAGAGCUGGAGCUUUCCAAGCGCUACAGCCGAGCCCUCAGGCCGAGCGGGAAUGGCCGGAGGAUGGUGGACGUGCCCGUGGCCUCAACUGGGGUGCAGACCGAGGCGGUGUGCGGGGAUGCUGCGGAAGAGGAGACCCCAGCUGUGUUCAUCCGCAAAUCCUUCCAGGAAGAAAAUCACAUCAUGAGUAAUCUUCGCCAGGUAGGCCUAAAGAAACCCAUGGAACGAUCCUCGGUCCUCGACAGGUAUCCGCCAGCGGCGAAUGAGCUCACCAUGAGGAAGUCUUGGAUUCCUUGGAUGAGAAAAAGAGAAAACGGCCCCUCCGCCCCCCAGGAGAAAGGGCCCAGGCCAAACCAGAGUACAGGGCACCCUGGGGAGCUGGUCCUAGCACCGAAGCAGGGCCAGCCCUUGCAUAUCCGUGUGACACCAGAUCAUGAGAACAGCACUGCCACCCUGGAGAUCACAAGCCCCACAUCUGAAGAGUUUUUCUCUAGUACCACCGUCAUUCCUACCUUAGGCAACCAGAAACCAAGGAUAACCAUUAUUCCAUCACCCAAUGUCAUGUCGCAAAAGCCCAAAAGUGCAGAUCCUACUCUCGGCCCAGAACGAGCCAUGUCCCCUGUCACGAUUACUACUAUUUCCAGAGAGAAGAGCCCAGAAAGUGGAAGGGGAGCGUUUGCAGACAGGCCUACAUCCCCCAUCCAGAUCAUGACGGUGGCAACGUCUGCAGCUCCCUCUGAAAUCGCUGUCUCUCCUGAAUCUCAGGAAGUGCCUAUGGGAAGGACUAUCCUCAAAGUCACCCCGGAAAAACAAACUGUACCAACCCCCAUGCGGAAGUACAACUCCAAUGCGAACAUCAUCACCACGGAAGACAAUAAAAUUCACAUUCACCUGGGUUCUCAGUUUAAACGAUCUCCUGGGCCUGCAGCUGAAGGUGUGAGUCCAGUUAUCACUGUCCGGCCUGUCAACGUGACAGCAGAGAAGGAGGUUUCUACAGGCACAGUCCUUCGCUCUCCCAGGAACCACCUCUCUUCAAGACCUGGCGCUGCUAGCAAAGUGACCAGCACUAUUACCAUAACCCCGGUCACAACGUCAUCCACGCGAGGAACCCAAUCAGUGUCGGGACAAGAUGGGUCAUCCCAGCGGCCUACACCCACCCGCAUUCCUAUGUCAAAAGAAAGCGUCAUCAUUCACCAGUUGCGAAUGAGCUCCCGAUGAGAGUACCAAACACAGCUCUCGGUCAUCACUAAGGUCACCAUGCUACUGAUGUUGACUGGAAACACCUUAGGACUUGCAGUGAUUUUCUUUUUUUGGAGGAUACAAUUUAGCAGUAAAAAACAAACAAACAAACAAAAACCACAUUGUGGAUGACAUGAACAUGUGUGGCAAACCCAGUUGAAUCUUUGUACCCAAAGAAAGUCUUCUCUUUACAAAGUGUUCAGGCCUGUGGGCACAUGCUGUAUAAUUUAUUUGUAUAAUACUUUUUGUAAUGUGAUUUUCCCCCUAAAUUGUCUCCUUUCUCAUAGUCCAUGGCACAUGUAUCUGUAGAUUGUACUGUCAAUUCUUCAAAGCAUUGUGUAUUCAAAAGAGGUUAACAUAUCAUUUUCCUUUUAUUGUUAUUUUUAAGGAAAAGAAAGCACAGUACUCUGUUUCCCUGGACAACCUUAAAAGGUAAAACCUAGAAACAGGAGACCCUGCGAGUUUGAUUGCUUGAGGGAUGCUAUAGCUCUGAUUGUGGCUCAACCCUGAAAACAGUGUCCUGACUUAGGAGUUUAAGUACUUAAAACCAAUUUGUAACUGUCCCCUUUGGUGUUCUGAAUGGGAAACAAGCAGCUUUGACUGACAGUUCAAUUUUAUUUCUAUCUGCAUUGUUUAAUUCUGUGUACAAACCAUAAUAGUGACUUUGAUGACCCUGUAUUUCCCACAUAUUAAUGCUUCCAUGAAAACUUGCAAAUAAAAACUGACCUAAAUAAUGUCAACAUUUUUUCAAAAACUAAAAAAUUAUGGAGAUCCAAAGGUAGAUAAUCACUUCCCUCUGAUUUUGAUAGGCUUUCAAAACUACUUGUAGGUAGACAAAACAACUCCUCCUCCUCUUUCUCCUCCUCCCCUUCCCUCCUCCCUCCUCCCUCCUCCUCCUAUUCUUCUUGGUACAGGUUCCUGCUAUGUUUCUCUAGCUAGCCUAAAACUGGCAUUGUAGACCAGGCUGGUCUUGAAGUCACAGGGAUCCUGCCUGCCUGUGCCUCUCGUGUGUGCUCCGACUAAAGGCAUGUGCCACCAAACCCAGCUAAGAAUGUAUAUUUUAGCAAGUUAAAAGCCCACCAUUUGUUACUCGUCUCAUUGUUAGAGUUGCUGUGGAAUAUAGGUUUAUGUAAAAAUGUGACGUCUACUUGAAACUCUAGUUAAAAAAAUAUACUGUUGUCUGGAGUGUAUUUCUUAUAAGAUCUUUAAAAUAACCUUAAGGUUAAGCGCUGACACUCACUUUCUAAAUGAAGAAGUCAUUUACCAUCCACUCUAGUAUGAUUAAAGAGCCAAGAUAUCUUCUGAAUGUUGAGGUAAGUUAAGUCACGCAAGCCACGGGCUGGAGGCUCUCCUCUGUAGUUCACAAGCUGAGCCCACAUCAGCUGCAGAGGGAAGUUUACAGAGUCUCUGGAAUAGGAAACACAAUGCUGAAUUUCCUCCCUCGUGUAACCUAGAAGGUUUUUAAUAUAUUCUGUGGAACUGACAAAUUAUAUUUAAUACAUACCAUAAAUUAAAUAUAUUCUAAACGUAUUCUUGCAUUUGUUUAAAGCAAAA
Messenger RNA from Apodemus sylvaticus (European woodmouse), 5485 nucleotides. It is a transcript of the gene Filip1, whose product is annotated as filamin A interacting protein 1. Bases 377 to 3910 code for a protein of 1177 amino acids. The transcript is spliced from 7 exons. The record is from RefSeq and is a predicted model, not a curated record. NCBI's taxonomy places the organism in Eukaryota, Metazoa, Chordata, Mammalia, Rodentia, Muridae.